AUGGGUCUGGAAAGAAUGGAGUUGUCUUGCUUUAAAACCUACCGGCAAGAGGCCAAUAUAGUCUUUUCGGAGUUUACUUGUGUGGUUGGACCUAAUGGGGCCGGAAAAAGUAACUUAGUAGAUGCUCUGGCCUUUGUACUGGGAGCUGAAUUGAGUGAAAUACGAGGUAGUGUAGCCGGCCGAGGAACCACAGGUCCAGUUUCUGUGGCAGUACAGUAUAGAAGCAAGAAAGGUAAUCUUGUUUGGCUUAAAAGAGAGAUAAGAAAUGAGAUUUCUGUUUAUAGUAUUGAUGAUACGCGAGUUAGUGCAGUGGAGUACAUGAAGUACUUAGGAGAAGAAGGAGUUUCAGUGAAACAUCGGAAUUUUCUGAUUUCCCAGAAUGAAUCAAUGAUUAAACUACCUCGUGAACUAACUAAACUAAUUGAUGAGAUAUCAGGAUCUAGUCAGUAUAAAGAAAGUUACAAGAUAAGUAAGACCGCUAAGGAAACAGCUCAAAAGGAGUUGCAUGAAGUCAAUGAGAAGAAAAGAAGUGCUGAAGUCAACUUGAAGGAAAGUAAAGAGACUGAAGAAAUGGUAGCAAGAUACAAACAAGUCUUUACUAAGAAGAGUCAAAUGGUACGAGCCCGGCUUAUGAAACGUAAACAGUCCAUUGUACAAGCUAAGGCCGAAAUGACCCAAAAGAUAAAUGUCUUAAGAGCGGAGCACCAACUAGGCCAGGUAGAGCAGACGGAAGUACUGAUGGCUCAGUUACAAACUCAAAUCAUUAAGGCUCGGGCCGAAAGAACAGCUCUACAAGCCCAGCAACGAUCGGCCGUCCGUGAACAAGAUGAGGCCAGAGAUAGGGCCCUGCAAGAAAUCAACCGACUGAAGAAGAAACAAGACCUUUUACUUGAGCGCAAGAGUGAAGCUGCUUCCCAGAUAGAAGAAUGUCUCUGGCAACUGAAGAAAAUCAAUGAAGUAGUACCAGAAAAGAAUCCCUGGGCCGAUAAGUUACACAAAGAAACUCUAAUCAAAACGAUUGUUCAGUUACAACAGUUAGAAGAAGAAAAAGACGUUUCCGAUCAAAAGAUCAAGAUUCUGGAAAUCGAAAAGAAGAUCAAAGAAAGUGAGGCUGAUUGUAAUGAAGGGAGUACUGAAAUUUAUGAAGAGAAAGAAAGUGAGCGUUUGGCCGAGUUGAAUAAAGAACUCCAUGCUACGCUUCAAGUUCUAUCUGGACAUUCAGCCUACCAAAGAGAAAGUGCCCAUACGUCACGACUAGCCUACUAUAUCGAGCAGCUCAAACAAAAGAUGCCUCAAAUCAUUGGAAAGUUAGAAGAUCUAGUCAGUGUUAAAGAUCCUAAGUAUCAGGUAGCUCUUCAGGCUUUGAUUGCUAGUAAAAAGAACAUCUUGAUUGUUGAUGGUGAAAAGAGUGUACUGCCUAUUCUUAAUGGUCUGUCCAAUGCUGGAUGUGGCCGAGUGACUAUUCUGCCACUAUCACGAAUCACAGCUACUUUCCCGCCUGGAAGUACGGCUCCUUCUGAGGAAUAUGCCCGGUUUACCGAUCUUAUUACUCUAUCUCCACAAGUACCUCAACCCGAACAACUUGCGGCUUAUAUUUGUGGUUCAGCCCUAGUCUAUUUAGGUGAAGGCGUGCCAGAGAUUGCGAAUGUUAAGGUAGUUACUCUCGACGGUAUUGUAGUAUCAACCACUGGAACAGUCAGACGAAUAGCUCAAAUCGGCCGUAGUGAGGUCAGAGGCUUAGAAGAAAAACGAGACCGACUUCUGGCUGAAAUCCGGGAAGAGAGCACUAAGCUGCGCGCAUUCCAAAAGGAAAAUCAGCCCCGUAUCCAGAUCUCACCGGCCCUAGCCCAGUUACAUACGGAGUUAGCCCAGCUCAAAGAAGACUUGGCCGAAUCUCUUCAAGAUAUUAAAGCUAGACGCGACCAGAUCAUUGCUGCCUCCCAACUAGAUCCCGUUCUCAUUCAGCAAGCACUUAAACAGGGUGUAGUUGAUUCCAAAAGUGCCCAAAGAAAGCAAGAAACCAUCUACAAGAAGAAAGAAGCCUGGCAGCACAACCUUCAAACUAUCCAAGGCUCUUUAGACCAAGUACUUCUCCAAAUCCAAGAAAAGCAAGCUACUCUUCCUGCCGCCCAACCACUCGUCCAACCCGACUGUCUGCCGCACAUUACAGCGAUUGACCAACGGAUUGAAGCUCUAGAACAAGAGCUAGUAGUUCUAGCCAACCAACUGGACUCGCCCCAGGCCAUUGAAAUGAAGAUUAUUCAAGAGCAGUUACUUGCUCUCACUGACGAGUAUGAAGAGAUCGACCAAUACAUUGCCGAAGAAGGAAUUGCCCAAGAAAAUGGCAGUGUUCUUACGGAAAUGCCUUGUAGUGAUGAUGAUAUUGAAAAGGCCGAAAGAGAGCUUACAUCUAUCAAAGCCUUCCUUAAAGACAAAGUAGCCAAUCUAGAAACAGAAGAUCACUACCAAACACUUGUCCAAGAGGCCGAAAGAGCCCGACUUCACUUUGCCGAUCUUCAAAAACAACAUAAUGAUAUCAAAAAAGAAAGAACAUCUCUUUUCCUUUCUAUUUUUGAUAGGCUAAAUGAGUCUUUCAACCGCCACUAUACCCAACUGACUGCCACCACUACCGAGCACGUUAAAGCCCAUCUGGGUCUAGAGACUCCACAAGAGCCCUAUGCCGGUGGCACUACUGCUUAUGUUAUGCCAACAGGCAAGACCUUCCGUGAAGCCAAGUACCUUUCAGGCGGAGAGAAGACCAUGGCCGCUCUUUCCCUUCUCCUCUCAAUUCAUGAGAUCUAUCCAUCACCCUUCUACAUCUUUGACGAACUUGAUGCAGCCCUUGAUAAAGACAAAAUCACAUCCCUACGCGAAUCUCUUCAAAUCAUCAAUGCCCAAUUUAUUGCUGUUACACACCGCCUAGAACUCUUUGAAAAGGCCGCGACUCUUAUCGGUAUUGCCAAACCGCCUCAAGGCCAUUCCCAAGUUUUCACUCUCAAACUCUAA
Messenger RNA from Nematocida homosporus, 3006 nucleotides. Its product is annotated as structural maintenance of chromosome 1. The record is from RefSeq and is a predicted model, not a curated record. The transcript has a single exon. Gene Ontology annotation, molecular function: ATP binding; ATP hydrolysis activity; protein binding. The coding region runs from base 1 to 3006 and encodes 1001 amino acids. Gene Ontology annotation, cellular component: chromosome. Lineage: Eukaryota; Fungi; Microsporidia. Gene Ontology annotation, biological process: chromosome organization.